GGCAAGUGCAAAAGGCUACAGAGCAGUAGGCCGAGCAAUGGCGAGCAGCAAGCUUGCGGUCAUGGCGGUGCUCGUCCUGCUGCUGCUGGUGUCCGCCCGAAGCUAUGAACAAAUCCCCGCGGUGAUGACGGUGAACGGGUUCCAGCGCGGCGAGUCCGGCGGCGGGCCGUCGGAGUGCGACGGCAAGUACCACGACGACAACCUGAUGCUGGCGGCGCUGUCCACGGGGUGGUACGAGGGGGGCAUUCGUUGCUUCAGGACGAUCCGCAUCAGGAGCACGCAGACCGGGCGCACCGCGCUCGCCCAGGUCGUGGACGAGUGCGACUCCACUCGCGGCUGCCGGAACAACAUCGUCGACACGUCCAAGGCCGUGUGGGCGGCGCUCGGGCUCGACACCGACGUCGGCGAGGUCCCCGUCACCUGGUCCGACGCCUGA
Molecule: messenger RNA, 436 nt
Organism: Setaria italica (foxtail millet)
Lineage: Eukaryota; Viridiplantae; Streptophyta; Magnoliopsida; Poales; Poaceae
Product: putative ripening-related protein 6
Exons: 1
Coding region: 38-436 (132 amino acids)
Source: RefSeq, a predicted model, not a curated record